Molecule: messenger RNA, 1843 nt
Organism: Ornithodoros turicata
Lineage: Eukaryota; Metazoa; Arthropoda; Arachnida; Ixodida; Argasidae
Product: WD repeat-containing protein 20-like
Exons: 2
Coding region: 400-1767 (455 amino acids)
Molecular function (GO): protein binding
Source: RefSeq, a predicted model, not a curated record
AACCGUUGUGGGUAGCCGUCGGUCAUCAACGUUGUAGCAAACGCCAAUUUCUGAGGACGAUCGCGAAUAAGCUGUAACUUUUUUGCGGUGUACACAGUAUCUACUUCAACUUAUUAAUGGAAAACGGCUAAAAAUAUCAACUUCGAUUGUAUGGCUUUGGACACGCUGUUCACCCCUGAUUUAUAUCGGCAUAAAGAUAUGUUAUCAUCAGAAGGCGAGCUCGCGGUGAGCGAGUAGUAGACAAUCUAAACAAGGUUCUUCCUGCGUCACCGGGAGGCUGCCGCGAUAUGCUUCGUCUGUGUAACACGCAUAGGUUAGUCAGAUUACAUGAAGAUCAGUAAUUGGCGUCUGCAAGCAUGAGCAAACUGAAGUUCAGAGUGUGAGCAGCGCCUGACGAAAAUGGCAGUACACUGCGAGGGCAGUGGAAAAGAUGACCUAAAGACGCAGUUCACAACACGAGAGGGCACCUACAAGGUAUUAACGCUAUCGGAGUACUCCAGACCCAAUCGUGUGGGGUACCAAAGCCAAUCUAACACUCCAGUGAAAGUGUCCUUCGUAUCGCAAACGGAUUCGAAUGGCACGGAAGAUCGUAUAUGCUUCAACGUCGGACGCGAGCUCUACGUUUACAUGUACAAGGGCACAAAAAAGGCCGCUGACCUGAGCAAACCAGUGGACAAGCGUGUGUAUAAAGGCACCUACCCAACGUGCCAUGACUUCCACCCUUCUCCAACACCGGAGGGAGGGCUGUUACUCCUCGUAGGAUUUUCUGCCGGGCAGGUGCAGCUGAUCGACCCCAUCAAGAAAGAGCUCAGCAGGUUGUACAACGACGAGAGGCUUAUUGACAAGACACGUGUCACUUGCUUGAAAUGGCUUCCCAACUCUCCCACAAUGUUCCUCGUGUCCCAUGCAAGUGGCCAGCUGUACGUGUACAAGGAAGAUCUACCGUGCGGCUCGACACCUCCACACUACCAGUUGUUUAAGCAAGGCGAAGGCUUCUCGGUGUUCACCUGCAAAACCAAGAGCACCCGCAACCCACUCUACCGGUGGGUGAUAGGAGAGGGAGCACUGCACGAAUUUGCAUUCUCUCCUUGUGCCAGGCACCUGGCAACAGCGAGCCAGGACGGUUUCUUGCGCAUCUUCAACUACGACACCAUGGACCUGAUUGGGCUCGUCCGCAGCUACUUUGGUGGACUCUUGUGCACCUGCUGGAGCCCGGACGGGAAAUACGUUGUGGCCGGGGGCGAAGAUGACCUCGUAACCGUCUGGUCCUUCCAGGAUAAGCGUGUGGUGGCUCGGGGACAAGGACACCGGUCCUGGGUGCAGGGUGUGGCCUUUGACGGCUGCCUCGAAGGAAACAAUGCAUCGGGGGACUGCCGCGACACGUCGUACAGAUUUGGCUCUGUGGGGCAGGAUACACAGUUAUGCCUGUGGGACUUAACGGAAGAUGUCCUCAAGCAGCCGAGGGCUCGCACUAGUGUACUCUUGAACAGCCCAGCAGGGGGAGGCAGCCGAGAGGUGCGCAGGGCCAAAAAUGGUACAGCGGGGGGGCGCAAGGACGGAGACUGUGCCAGCAGGGUCACAUUGGUGGGCACCCCAGCGUGUCCGAGGCUGGACGAGGUGCCCAUGUUGGAGCCCCACAUCUGCAAGAAGGUGGCUCCAGAAAGGUUGACUGCUCUAGUGUUCCGAGAGGAUUGUAUGGUGACUGCAUGCCAGGAAGGCUACGUGUGCACUUGGGCACGUCCUGGCCGUGCUUCCACGGUUGUCUAGUCUUAGUUUUGCCGGCUAAAGGCUCUAUUGCAUUUCAUUGCCACAUUUUUCUGUUAAAUAAAAUUGCUCCAAUGAG